Molecule: messenger RNA, 1178 nt
Organism: Ylistrum balloti
Lineage: Eukaryota; Metazoa; Mollusca; Bivalvia; Pectinida; Pectinidae
Exons: 5
Coding region: 78-797 (239 amino acids)
Source: RefSeq, a predicted model, not a curated record
ACACAGCCUAUAAAAACUGAGAGUAGUUACUGUUGUAAGCCUUAUUCCCGCUCCAGCUAGAUCCUGAGUCGAUCAUCAUGGACGGUCCCCUGACAAUGAUGACACGGUCAUUUAUGUUAGCAUUAACGGUGUCCACCGUAACAGGCUUAUGGCAUUCAAAAAGGGAGUCUUGGUCUGCGUUACCAUUGCGACGAGAAACCCAACUGCUUGAAUGUACAUCUUACGUACAGUUACAGCAGAUGGUGAAGAACAGUUUCAAUGAACAUCUGUGGAGUGCAUUCGACCAUAUAGCUCAGACAGGAAAAGCUGUGACGUCGGAUGGUUUACGUGUUUUUUCGAAUCAGUUGUGUAGGAGUCUUGCUAAGGAACUGACGACUAUCGACACCACGAUAGCGUCAUGCUCAAACGUAAAUGAAGUAAGAGCGAACUUGCACGUGAUCGGUGGAUUAUGCACAGCCGAAGGUAGAACCACGCCCUUCCUCGACAGCUUAAUAGCUGACUUUGGGGAAUCCUAUGCCUUUCGUCGUGAAUGUAUGAGCCAAGUUAAUCCGAUUUUGAUGGCUUGUGGACCCGAGAUGAUAGAGCCAUUCAAAGAUAUGGAGGGAGGACCUAAAGCCUACAAGAUGCAGAUUAUUGAUCAAGAGAAAUGUAACGCAAGAGGAUUUGAUGAUAACGACGGUAUGGGUGCAUGUGGCAACAUUCUUAGUCUCAAGAAACUGGCCUGCAUCCUCGACAUUUUCCAUAACCUUGGACCCGGUGUAACUUUCGAUUUGGCAGAUUUUGGUUUUGAUCUCUAACACUAGUUUGCAUCACCUGAAAAAUAAAACGUUUGUAUUGGAUGAUGUGACCCCCUCUUGAGAUGAUUACCACUGUGACGUUUCCAAUUUCAUAUUUAAAACUAAUGCAAGACUUGAUGGAUAUAUAUCAUUCAUGGCCUCAAUUACGUGAUGUCGUGUCCACGAGACUUCAGUUAGUCAUUUAAAUAUCUCAGAAUGUUGCACCAGCACAUACACGUGGGUUGGAAUCCCAAUCUCAAAACUCUCUAUGCUGUUUUGUCAUUUAAAAGUAUUUCACUUUUUUCAAUUAUUUUUUGCUUAAGUGGAUGUUUAUUAUUGUUUUUGUUUUUUUUUUAUUUUUCUUUCCUUAAUGUACAAUAAGAUGGUUUUUCAUGUUACGUA